UAUAAAUACUGCUCUGUAAAACAAUAAAAAUCAGUUCGAUCAUUAAAUUCACUCGUGGUUGUUACUGAAGGUAUAGAGUAUAUUAAGAAAUAGAUAUGGCGAGUAACUCGAACACAACAGACAUCGAUAGAAGCUUGCAAUUGAAUAUUGUAAUUUCUGUGCAGCUUCAAUUGUAUUUAUUGGCUUUGUUAAUAAGGAAAAAGCAAAUUUUACUCAGAUUAAACAAACCACGAAAGAGAAGGUUUUGGAUAAGAGAAAUGUUGAAGAAACGCCAGCAGGAAAGUCAAUUUCAUAUUUUGGUUGAAGAGUUAAAAUUGCACGAUCGAGAGUAUUUUUUCAAGUUUUUAAGAAUGAGUCCAGAGAGGCUAGAGCAUCUAUUAAAUCUUGUUGCCCCCUACAUUACAAAAAAGAAAUGCAACAGCAGAAUACCAGUUUCUGCAGGAGAAAGACUUGUCGUUACUUUGCGAUAUUUAGCUACGGGGGAUUCCCAACAAUCCCAAGCCUUUAAUUUCAGAUUGGGAAAAAGCACAGUUUGUAAUAUCAUAAAAGAAACAUGUAGUGGAAUAUGGAAUUCUUUAUGUACCACAUACCUGAAGGCUCCAAAGUCUGAGCAUGAAUGGAAAGAGAUCGCAAAUGAAAUGUUUACUCAGUGGAAUUUUCCAAACUGCAUAGGUGCAUUGGAUGGAAAACACAUUGCAAUUGAAUGCCCUGCCAAUAGUGGAUCUAAUUUUUUUAAUUACAAAAAGUUUUAUAGUAUCGUAUUGAUGGCCAUGUGUGAUGCUAGGUACUGUUUUACAUUGGUGGAUAUUGGAAAUAAUGGAAGAGACAAUGAUGCACAAAUUUUCAAUAAUUCAGCAAUGGGCAAAACUUUGUCAAAUAAUGAAUUAAAUGUUCCAUCCUGCAGUUCCAUUGUUGGCCAUACACUGCCUUAUGUUGUUGUAGCCGAUGAAAUCUUUGCACUCAAACCAUGGUUAAUGAAGCCAUAUGGUGGUAAAGGAUUACCACAAGAUAAAGAAAUAUUUAAUUACAGACUUAGUCGUUGCAGACGAACAAUAGAAAACAGUUUUGGCAUCCUUUCAGCAAGGUGGAGGAUUUUUCGCCGCCCAAUCAAAGCCAAGCCUGAAACAGUUGACUUGAUUAUAAAAGCAUGCUUAUGCCUGCAUAAUUAUUUACAGCUAACAUACAAUGCCCAUUACAUCCCAGCUGGUUUUGUAGAUGCUGAAGAUACUACAGGUAAUAUCGUACCUGGUAACUGGAGAAGCAUUACAUCAGGUGAUAAUGGUGCAAUGGAAGCAUUCUCAGUUGGAAGGGCAAAUAAUAGAUCUUCCUUUGAAGCUAUUGAAGUUAGAGAAAAAUUCAAGAAAUAUUUCACAAGCAAAGAGGGAUCCUUGUCUUGGCAAGUCACUUAUGUUAAUAGUUUUUAAAGUUAACUGACAUAUUGUUUGGAGUAUAGUCUAACCAUAAUCUGCACCACUAAUUUCAGGUUUCAUAUAAAUAAAAUUAUUAAGUUGUUAA
Messenger RNA from Xenia sp. Carnegie-2017, 1515 nucleotides. RefSeq names its product protein ALP1-like. The coding region runs from base 96 to 1424 and encodes 442 amino acids. The record is from RefSeq and is a predicted model, not a curated record. Lineage: Eukaryota; Metazoa; Cnidaria; Anthozoa; Malacalcyonacea; Xeniidae. The transcript has a single exon.